AGGCUCAAAACAGUGAGCAAGAAAACGUAAUAUGUUGUAAGUGAGAAAGAAAUCCCUAAAUCAAGAAUUGGGAACGUGGACCGCAAGAGUCUUGUCGCAGCUUCAUCAACUUCACCUGAGGGGGCUGAUUCUUUGUUCAAAAAUGGUUUCAUUACGGACUUCUCAGCCAUACUUGCUUUGCAUGAACACAAGAGAUUCCGCGGCAGCGCUACACCUUGGCCAAGUCUCUGAUUUUCCUGGCAGACGCCGGUGAAGAAGCUCCAUCACCAGAAGGCGCUCAUGCAAGGCUCGCCAUAGGAAGAUGCCAAUUUUGGGGGGAGUUUCAAUUUCCACAAGUUCGCCCAGCUAUUUUUCCUCUAUUUAGUUACAUGGGCCGUGCAAAAACAGAAUUGAAGUGCCUCUCAACUGAGAAAAAUCGAAAAGGCAGAUUCAAGACAAGAAUCAAGGGACUAGAGAGCAAAAUGAAGAAAUUUUCUGACAAAUGCAAAGGAUCCGAAGCAUGUUUGAUAGUUUAUGAAGAAGGUAGCAACGCUGCACCAAUGCUUUGGCCAAAAGAUUCUAACAAAGUCAGGUCCUUAAUUAAAAAGUAUGAAGCUCAAAAGAAUGCGAGGCCUCCUAAGAUCUUUGAUCUCCAAGAUUUCUUUGAGCACAAGAAGACCUCGGUUGAAGCCGAAACUUGGAAAGUGCGAAAAUGUAUCUACAGCGUCAAGUAUCCCACUUCUGACUUGAAUAUCCAGAGCUUAGAUCUGGAACAACUGAGGAUGUUCAUUGGUAUAUUGGAUAACAAGAUUGGUGCGUGUGCUGAAAGGGUUAACAUGCUUAAAAAUAGUCAAAAAGUUGAAAGUAACUUCAAUUUUGGACACAAUGUUGAUCGGUACAACUGUCAGAUUCAAUCUAUGAUGCCACUUAGUUAUGAUAUGGGUUCUAGUUCCCAAAUGGGUCUCCUUAGUCCAAAUCCUAUGGAAUUGAUGGGAAGUAAUUAUGGACUGGUGAAUUGUGCUAAUCAGUUUGAAGAUUCUGUGUAUAGUAUUAUACAAAACGGUGCUUUAGUAAACUCAACAAAAGUGAAGGAGCCAGAGCCUAUGGUUCAUUAUGACACAAAUGUGAUGGAGGACACUACUACUAUCAAGAAAGAUGAAGAAGUCCGUUUGAUUUUUACUGAGAAGACAAUUGAUAAAGUAAAUUCCACAAAUCAAGUUAGUGAGGCUUUGGAUUGGGAAAGUCAAUUUGCUGAGGCUGAGGCUGAGGCAUGGGCUAGUGACUUUGGUGAGUUUGAGAAUUGGAUGAAUCAACAAAGUGAGCAUUCGGAUUGGACAAACCUGACUGAAUUUGUAUGUUGACGUUGUCUAUUUUGAUGAUGUUAAUUUGGUUACUGGCUA
Messenger RNA from Arachis duranensis, 1379 nucleotides. RefSeq lists its product as uncharacterized. Lineage: Eukaryota; Viridiplantae; Streptophyta; Magnoliopsida; Fabales; Fabaceae. Bases 369 to 1340 code for a protein of 323 amino acids. The transcript is spliced from 2 exons. The record is from RefSeq and is a predicted model, not a curated record. Gene Ontology annotation, molecular function: DNA binding; protein dimerization activity.